Messenger RNA from Aplosporella prunicola CBS 121167, 1458 nucleotides. RefSeq lists its product as uncharacterized. NCBI's taxonomy places the organism in Eukaryota, Fungi, Ascomycota, Dothideomycetes, Botryosphaeriales, Aplosporellaceae. Bases 1 to 1458 code for a protein of 485 amino acids. The transcript is spliced from 2 exons. The record is from RefSeq and is a predicted model, not a curated record. Gene Ontology annotation, biological process: intracellular iron ion homeostasis.
AUGCAUCAGGGCAACUCUUCGUACCUGUCGCCCACUGCCGAGGAUGAGCUGCACGAUUUGAUCUGCGUCGGCUUCGGCCCGGCUUCGCUCGCAAUUGCUGUUGCGAUGAACGAUUCCAUUGAGGCGACGGGUACCAUUGGGGAGCUUAACAGGGCUCCCAAGGUCGCCUUCAUUGAGAAGCAGACGUCGUUUGCCUGGCACGCGGGUAUGCUUUUGGAGGGCGCGCGCAUGCAGAUCAACUUCCUCAAGGAUAUGGCCACUCUGCGCAACCCCAGGAGCUACUUCACGUUCCUGAACUACCUCAGCAGGCAGGACAGGCUGAUUGAGUUCACGAACCUGAACACGUUCCUUCCUGCUCGUGCUGAGUACGAGGACUACAUGAAGUGGGUUGCCAGCCACUUUGAGGAGGUGACUGCCUACGGCCAGGAAGUCGUCCAGGUCGUCCCCGAAAAGACGACCGUCGACAGCAAGGCCAUUGACUCUUUCGUGGUCAAGUCCAGGAAUGUUGUUACUGGCGAGACCACUUCCCGCAGGGCCAGGCACGUAGUCAUUGCCACUGGUGGCCGCCCCAAGAUCCCUGAGCCUUUCCCCGUGGACAGCUCUCGUGUCAUCCACUCUUCGCAGUACCAGCUCACCAUCAAGGACAAGCUGCCUGAGCGUGAAGCCCCCUAUAACAUUGCUGUCAUCGGUGCUGGUCAAAGCGCUGCCGAGAUUUUCGAGAACCUCCAGCACAAGUUCCCCAACGCCAGGACGAACCUCCUCAUAAGGGGUCAGCACCUGAGGCCCAGCGAUGACUCUCCCUUUGUCAACGAGAUCUUCAACCCCUCCAAGGUUGACGACAUGUUCAGCCGUGAUCCCGAGCUGCGCACCAAGACGAUCCUCGACGACAAGGUCACCAACUACGGUGUCGUUCGUCUCGAGCUGCUGGAGCGCCUGUACGAGACGAUGUACCUCCAGAAGAUGAACUACACGUCGGAGGAGGAGUGGCCGCACCGGAUCCUCAACUUCCGCAACAUCAUGGCGGUCGAGAGCUCUCCGGUCAUCAAGAACGGUCUGAGGCUUCACAUUCAGAACCGCAGCGGCGAGUACAGCUGCCACAAGUCGGCGCCCGAGGAGUUCAUGGAUGUCGACCUCGUCGUCGUUGCCGCUGGCUACCAGCGCAACGCGCACGAGGAGAUCCUGCAAGGCAGCAGGUGGCUUAUGCCCGGCGGCGGUGCCGAGGGCAGCAAGUGGGAGGUGGGCCGUAACUACGGCGUUGUUUUCGAGGAGGGCAAGGUCAGCCCCCAGGCGGGCGUCUGGCUUCAAGGUUGUAAUGAGAUGACGCAUGGUUUGAGUGAUACCCUACUAUCCAUCCUGGCGGUUAGAGGCCCAGAGAUGGUCAACUCGAUUUUCGGAGUCAAGGAUGACGGUGCGAUGGCGGCCCCGACUGCGUCCUACGCCACCGAGAGCACCGCUUAG